AUGGACAUCACAACUAUCCUAAACCGAAAAGCUUCUGUGGCCAUGGUUGCGCCAGACACCCAGUUCGACCAUCAACAGUUCAUGCAAGCUUCAAAUCUCGAUAGUUCAUCUUCUCCUGGGAUGAAAUCCGAACCUGGCGUUUCUGAGGCGGCUGAUCAGGCUGUCCUCUCGUAUCCUCCCCACGCUCAGCUGACCCAGGCACCGAACAUGAACCAAGACAUUCGAUACGCGGUUCAACCGCCUAACCCGCAACUGCCUAUGCUGCAGAGUCCGUAUGCUCCUGCAGGGUAUCCCACCGCUCCAAUCCCAAUUAGUGCGGCGCCCCACGGGCGACCGGAACCCCCUCCCAAAACAUUCCACUGCGGAACGUGCGGGAAAGGAUUUGCUCGACGAAGUGACUUAGCAAGGCACGAGAGAAUUCACUCAGGAAUUCGUCCUCAUGCCUGCGACUACCCCGGCUGUGGUAAGCAGUUUAUUCAACGCUCUGCUUUGACGGUACAUUCUCGAGUGCACACCGGAGAAAAACCGCAUAUGUGCGAAAGAUGUGGCAAGCCCUUCAGUGACUCAUCCUCCCUGGCCAGACAUCGCAGGAUUCAUUCUGGGAAACGGCCGUACAAAUGCCCUUACGCCAAUUGCCAAAAGACCUUCACCCGGCGCACAACAUUGACGCGCCACCAAAACCACCAUACUGGCACCAUUGAAGAAGCUGCUGCUGAAACUGAGGCCAACCUCCGGCAAAACAAGGAGAGGGCAAGAGUGGACGGAAUCUUUUCUGACCAUGGCUCUGUUCACGGCUCGGUGCAUUCGACGCCUUCUCCCGCGCAUCACCCCAUCUCACCUGGUGGUGAGCUUCCUCCUCUGACUAUUCCCCGUUCGACGGGCGAAUACUACCUAGGGAAUGGCUCUAUCCCGGCGCACGUCCGAGGGGACUUUCAACAGGCGAGUCCUCGCGCCUCCCCCACCGCCUCAUCGCCAUCUCUCUCCACCUACAGCAGCGCUCCACUUCCUCGGCCAUCCAUGACUUCUCAUCCGUCGGCCUAUGCGCCUCCUCAGCCCCUAGAGCCGCCUGCCAACAAAGAUCAUCGCCCAAAUAGUGUCGGUGGAAGCCCUCAUAUGUCCAGCCUGGGCUGGCCCUCGCCUUCACAUUCGCCUGUUUCGGCCCCGGACUUUGGAUAUCCUGAACCAAGCGGCCCGUCAUAUCCGGGUUCAGUCCCGCCUCACAUGUAUUUCCCAAACUCUACCAUUCGACGUCCCGCUAGCACGGAGCCCGAGAAUUAUGAGCUGAGACCAAGGCUUGGCGAUAACUCAUGGUCUACGCCGGUCUAG
Messenger RNA from Aspergillus mulundensis, 1326 nucleotides. Its product is annotated as putative C2H2 finger domain protein. The record is from RefSeq and is a predicted model, not a curated record. Gene Ontology annotation, biological process: regulation of transcription by RNA polymerase II. Gene Ontology annotation, molecular function: RNA polymerase II cis-regulatory region sequence-specific DNA binding; DNA-binding transcription factor activity, RNA polymerase II-specific. The transcript has 3 exons. NCBI's taxonomy places the organism in Eukaryota, Fungi, Ascomycota, Eurotiomycetes, Eurotiales, Aspergillaceae. The coding region runs from base 1 to 1326 and encodes 441 amino acids. Gene Ontology annotation, cellular component: PcG protein complex; transcription regulator complex.